This is a messenger RNA of Oppiella nova, 1233 nucleotides long. The record is from the annotation of a GenBank genome assembly. NCBI's taxonomy places the organism in Eukaryota, Metazoa, Arthropoda, Arachnida, Sarcoptiformes, Oppiidae.
AUGUCCAUCACUAACGCAUCGCAACUAUUAAGUCUAUUGACCCUGUCAUCGACAGCUUUACCGAUAGGUGCAUAUUGUUAUUCGCAAGGGGUGGAAAGUGCGAUUGAUCAAGGCUUGAUUCAUGAUGAAGCAAGCAGUAUUGCUUAUUUUGAAGAAGUACUGGAAAUGUUGCUGGUUAGGUUUGAACUCCCCGUUUUAAAACGUCUGAUGCAACAUUAUUUAGACGAAGCUGAAUUUUUAAAUUGGGCUAACUUUUAUAAAGCGAGCCGUGAGUCGAAAGAAUUACGGGCUGAAUCUCAGCAGUUGGCAUUUUCUUUGAAUGCUUGGAUUCGUGAUGUUUUAAAACAGCAACCUGAGAUUAAAAAGCAGUUUGGUUUUGUCCCUGUUUAUGCACAUUUAUGCGGAACAUUAAAACUUAAUCUGGUGGAUGUGCUGACAGCAUAUAGCUUUACUGUUUUAGAAAACCAAGUGCUAGGUGCGGUUAAAACUGUCCCUUUAGGGCAAAUGAGUGGUCAAAGAAUUUUGUGGCAUUUACAUGGCUUAAUUCCUCAAGCCAUAGUGCGUGCCUUGGCCUUAGAAGAUGAUGAGUUAAGUAGUGCUUUGCCCAAUUAUGCGAUGUUAAAAAAGGAAAAAAUGAUGACAGAACGUAGCCCUUUACGUGUUGGAAUAGGUGGUCCUGUUGGUUCAGGUAAAACAGCAUUAACCCUGAAUUUAUGCCUUGCUUUACGCAACAAAUAUAAUAUGGCGGUUGUGACCAACGAUAUCUAUACCAAAGAAGAUUCUAAUUUUUUAACUCGUCAUGAAGCGAUGUCACCAGAACGUAUUGUUGGUGUUGAGACAGGUGGUUGUCCACAUACUGCAAUUCGUGAAGAUGCUUCAAUUAACUUGGCUGCAAUCGAUGAUCUUUGUGAAAAAUUUGAUGGUUUAGAGAUGAUUAUUAUCGAAAGUGGUGGAGAUAAUCUAGCCGCUACCUUUAGUCCCGAAUUAUCUGAUUUAACCCUUUAUGUGAUUGAUGUUGCAGGUGGUGAAAAGAUCCCGCGUAAAGGUGGUCCCGGCAUUACCAAGUCGGAUUUAUUGAUUAUUAACAAAACAGAUUUAGCUCCAAUGGUCGGUGCAAAUCUCGAUGUGAUGGAUCAAGAUGCAAAACGCAUGCGUGGUGACAAACCUUUUCUAUUUUCAAAUAUGAAAACUCAAGAUGGUUUAAAGCAAAUCAUUGAGUUUAUUGAGAAACAA